Aspergillus thermomutatus is the source of this 4377-nucleotide messenger RNA. Its product is annotated as Sec7 domain protein. The transcript has 3 exons. The record is from RefSeq and is a predicted model, not a curated record. Lineage: Eukaryota; Fungi; Ascomycota; Eurotiomycetes; Eurotiales; Aspergillaceae. Gene Ontology annotation, biological process: regulation of ARF protein signal transduction. Bases 1 to 4377 code for a protein of 1458 amino acids. Gene Ontology annotation, molecular function: guanyl-nucleotide exchange factor activity.
AUGAAUCGUCUAGUCCGGUCGAGCAGCAUCAGAAAGGAUGCCCACACGAAUCGCUCGCCCCCUCGAACGCCGCCUUCUCAAGCGUCCAACUACAAGCCGCCCAAGCGAGGGCUCCAUCCCCGUCCCUCGUUGCGCGAAACCUUCUUAGACGAUACGAAUCCAGCCGACAAUGCGAACAACAGCAGUAACGAUUCAAGUGAAGAGCGGGAUCCUCAUGAUCUCUCGCUGUCUCCAAAACAUGCCGCGCGCACGUCCAUUGUCGACAAUAUGUUGCUUUCUCUUGAUCAGUUCGCUUUGUCCACAGGCAAUUCGAUUCUCGACGACUACCGACUCUUCAACUCGGUCUUCGAGUCCGAAUUGUACGGUCGCAACUCACAGGAGUCUGUGGGACCGCAUCGGUACCGCGGCCAUACAUUCUCCUCUUCCCUUUCAUCAGAAGCGGACUUUGGCUACGACGACAGCUCAGCUCGCUAUGGAACCCAGCCCGCCAGAGGGCGCCGGAGCAACAGUAGCUCCCAGUAUCAUUCCAGCCUGAGACGAAUCGGGAGUACUCGCAGCCGAGAAGGGACCAAUUCACGAGGUCAACUCUAUGACUAUCGAACCGUCACAGGGGCCGAUCAAACGACUCGCGCUACGAGGAAAAGCAGCAAAGCAAGCGGAUCCUCCAACCUCGAUUUCGGCCCACCUCUCAUCAGAGGGAGAGCGGACUCGGCUGGUGAGCGACGGUCGGCAAGCUUCGAUUACGGUACCAGGCCGGCUUUCAAUGCCGCCGACUAUGACUCCACGUUCUACGACAGCACAGACGCCGCUCCAACACCCAGCGUGCCGGCUGGCCCCCGGAAGUUACAGUCCUCGUCUCAAAAUGAUUAUGCCGGUGCCUUGAACCCUCAGUCCUCGCGGACACCCGUCGCCUCCAGGCGGAACAGCAUCAAAUCGUCCCGAACCAACCAUGCCAGGAAAUCUCGGCCAGAGAACAUCGGUACCAGCUCCAUCAUGCGAGGCCCGGACAACGAGCUCGCCAGUCUGGCCGAUGACGGGCUGGAUCCGCCUCCAGCAAUAUCAGCGACACUCGACCCGCCCGCUCCAAGUCCGACCAUUUCGUUCAAUAAACCGGCCCUACUGCCCCCGCCGGAUCCCACACCUAUCAAGGAGCGCCAGGGAUUUUUCCGGCGCGUGUUCGGAUCAUCGAGAACCACUGCUCCAGGACCGUCAGAAAGUAUCCAAUCUGACAGCACACUGUCCCAAGCGAAUGACACCAAGGAGACAAACGCAGCCGGCGGAAGUCUCAGGGCCCGCAGACAACCGUUAAGAAACAAUGCGUCUGGUACAAAUGCACUCCGCGAAGGUCAACCACAUGUGGUGAACAAGAAGUCUUCUUUCUUCCGUCGGCGAAAGAAGUCGAUAUCGAUGACUGACAACGUACCGCCUCCCAUUAUUCUUCCUCAGGAACUAGGCCCCAAGGCUAUGGAGAUAUUGAAACCGGAGCCCAGUCCUGUUAGUAGUCUCAGAAAGGUGAUGAAUCCGUACCUUGCUGAUGGUAUUGGCCCCGCAUGUGAUAAGUCCAAUAAUGGCCCGAUUCGGGUCGCAGGUGCAGAUCAUGCAGAAAAUAUGAAUACGGGCCUUCCCUCAGCAGAGAACGAGAAAGAAAACGUUUCUACAGCUCCCGCCAAGGGCGGUCAGAAAUCAAAAUACAGCCUAUACCCGCCUCCAACCGCGGGCAGUGGCCACGAUACAUCAUUCCUGAUGAGCAGCAGCGGAGAUGAAGAGUCCACUGCCAGGACCGCUGAACUGGAUUCGACCUCCUCUAUUGACCGAAAGCAGGAGAGAAUGGCGGUCGAGGAUGGCGUCAAUCCUUCCGAAAGCGAGAAGGUUGGCCAGAUGGCUGAUGACACCUCCCAAAUCAUGACCGCACCGACGAUGAAAUCCGCCCCGGCUUUGUCUCCGGUAGUCGAGAGUAUUUCUCCGGCGAGUGUGUCACCUCUGGAAGAUUCGGAGAACUCAAUCACGGAAACCGCCACCGUAAACUCGGAUGAGAGAACUGUAGGACAUCCCCAAAGAUCCGACUCCUGCGGAGACCAUCAGACUGCGCCCAGCAAGCUGUCGAUCCCCGCUGUGAAGGCGGAUGCUUCGCCUCAAGUCUCGCCUGCAGAAUCGGAAGAAUACUUUACAGCCGCCAACACCCCCGCGGUGCCGUCGGAGGAUCCCAAGCCUCCACAGAUCAUCGAGGACACCGCUGAGUGCUCUGACAACGCCUUGUCAGACGGUCCCUCGAGCUCUGAUAGGGAUCAAGCAAAGCGACUGUUCGAUAGUCAAGACCAAGUGGUAGGCAAUGAGCCGGCUGCUGCCUGGCUUGGCGAUCCUGCUCGUGCUUCUAUCAGAGAGGCAUAUAUGGAGUUCUUCGACUGGUCCAACAUGAACAUUCUUGCAGCACUACGAAGCCUUUGUACUCGCUUAGUACUCAAGGGCGAGACGCAACAGGUAGAUCGAGUGCUGGAUGCUUUUUCGAUGAGGUGGUGCCAGUGUAACCCACGGCAUGGCUUCAAAGCUGCAGACGUUGUCCACACUAUCUGCUAUUCUUUACUACUUUUGAACACCGACCUUCACCUGGCGGAUAUUGAGCAGAAGAUGACGAAGAAUCAGUUCGUUCGGAACACAAUGCCGACAAUCCAUCGAGUCGCUGUUGAUGCAGCUCCGGACGGGUUCGAAACCAUUCGCCCUGCUAAUCGAUCGAGACUGUCGACGCAAGAAACGGGUUCGUUAGCCUCUCGGUCGCAGUCCAACCCAACCAACGAUUCCGAGGCAUCCAAUGCAGAGACAAACCGGCCGACUCACCCUCCCCACAAGCUAGUUAAUCGAUUGUCUCGAACCGAUCUCUCGAUUAAGUUGUCGGGUGAUCCUGAAAGCGACGUCGGUCCGUUGGUUAAUGCGCCAUUCAAUGGACCGAUGAGGCUAUGGGAGCAACAGGUGGAGACUGUGCUGAGAGACUUCUACUCGUCGAUUCAGAAGCAAAAGCUUCCGCUCCAUGGCGCUGCAACCGAUAAAGACGGUCCGCAACCCCAGUCAAACAAUCUACUCGGCCCUGGCACCACCCAUCAUGGCCUGCGGAGAAGUCCGAGCACAAUCAGCAAGAGCGGCUCUGACAUCUUCCCUCGCGGUCGCUCUGCUGAUUCUCGCUAUGGCACAGCGCGAUGGUCCUCCAAACCCCGCUCGCGGGCUAGAUUGUAUCCUCCAUCCACGAUGGGGUCCAGCCGAACCAGCUUGGAUGACCAGUCGUCUCUCUGGAGCCCGUCUGCCUCCAAUUAUCCGCGCGGGGAUUAUCAACAGUCGAUUGGUUUCGCAAACGCACUCAGCCAGGCGAUUAUCCGUGAGGAUUCUGCGCACUCCAUCACGAGUCUGGAAGAGGAAGGCGCAGCUCAGCUCCUGGAGGAUGAGACUCUACAACUGGCUGGGGCUCCGUGGGCCAAAGAAGGUAGCCUCAAACACAAGCAUCACUUGGAUUCGGUCGACAAGAGGGCCAAGGAUCGUAAUUGGAAUGAAUGCUUCGCUGUGAUUCAGCAAGGCUGGAUGCGUCUGUUCUCGUUCAGCAACACGGCGAAGGCGACGCGGCCGAAACCCAAACAGCGUCCCCACGGAGGGGUCGUGGUGGGAGGUGGAAACUGGACUGAAAAUGCCGAGGAAAUCUGGAAAUUUCUCCUGCGUCAAACCAUUGCCAGUGCGCUUCCGCCCCCAGGCUAUUCCAAGUCUCGUCCACACGUCUGGGCGUUGAGUUUGCCGACAGGCGCCGUUCACCUGUUUCAGGCGGGCACACCCGAGAUUGUCCGGGAAUUCGUCUCAUCCGCCAACUACUGGAGCGCGAGAUUGUCCAAAGAGCCUUUGACUGGAGGAAUCAGUAACAUUGAGUACGGAUGGAGCGAUGCCGUGAUUAACAGCGCUCUGGUGCACGCCGACAGCAACAGAACGCCACCUUCAUCCGGGCAUCGGCCUAGCAUUCAGAGCUCCAUCCGCAGCUCUAUUGACCAGCAGGGCAUACGGCCUAGGCUGCCGGCGGACCGGGUACACAUCAGUGAUUGGGCGCCGCCUCAGCAGAGUAUGGUGGCCUCAGCACUGCCCGAGGCCGACCAGCUGAAGGCUUUACAGACGUAUGUCAAGAACGUGGAGGAUGACCUGUCGCGUCACAACGAGCUUCGACCCGCCAUGAUUCUUGCGUUCUCACCUCGCCAUCCCAACGCAGCCAAGGCGAUGGCCAAUUGGGAACGCAAAUCCUCAUAUUUGCUACGGGAAAUUGUGAAGUUCCGGACGUAUAUUGAUUCACUGCAAGCGGCAAUACAUGCCAAAAACAAGAUCUAUGCAGCUCGCGAAGAAGAUGCCCCCUCUUGA